This is a messenger RNA of Calidris pugnax (ruff), 7221 nucleotides long. RefSeq names its product Rho GTPase activating protein 32 (gene ARHGAP32). The transcript has 23 exons. The coding region runs from base 180 to 6383 and encodes 2067 amino acids. The record is from RefSeq and is a predicted model, not a curated record. NCBI's taxonomy places the organism in Eukaryota, Metazoa, Chordata, Aves, Charadriiformes, Scolopacidae. Gene Ontology annotation, biological process: small GTPase-mediated signal transduction. Gene Ontology annotation, cellular component: cell cortex; actin cytoskeleton; fibrillar center. Gene Ontology annotation, molecular function: GTPase activator activity; protein binding; phosphatidylinositol phosphate binding.
GUUAAAUGCAGCGUCGCAGCCAUCCGAUGUGCCAGAAAGCAGAGGAGAUAGGAGCCGGGCGAGGGGGGGGGACACAACCUCAGCCCUUUUCUCCUUGUCUCCCUCCCCCUCCGGCUGCCUGUGAGUGUGUAACCGUGUGUGUGUGACACAGGGAGUGUGUGUGUGUGUGUGUGUGCAACAUGGAGGGAGGGACCGGAGCUGCCGCCGCCUUCCCCGGCAUCUACCCGGCAGCUUUCACUGCGGGAACGCGAGGGACUGGAAUUCUUGAUGAAUCGGAAAGAAUGAUGAAGUCCUCUGUACACGCAGAAGAAGAUGACUUUGUGCCAGAGCUGCAGAGGAGCAUCCACCCCAGAGAACGGCCAGACUGGGAGGAGACUCUCAGCGCGAUGGCAAGAGGCGCUGAUCUCCCUGACCUUGCCGGGGAGCUGGCGCUCCGCACCUGCGGCAGCACGGCCAGCAUGAAGGUGAAGAAUGUGAAAAAAUACAUCAACCCGGGACUGAUGGGCUGUGAUGCCUUUCACAGGUUAUCCUUCACAAAGGGCCAUUUCCCGAAGAUGGCUGAAUGUGCACAUUUCCAUUACGAAAACGUGGACUUUGGCAACAUCCAGCUCUCGCUCCCGGAGGAACAGAAUGAAGUAACGCGAAACGGCUGCGAAUCCAAGGAGCUGGUCUACCUUGUACAGAUCUCCUGCCAGGGGAGGAGCUGGAUCGUGAAGAGGAGCUAUGAAGAUUUCCGGGUGCUGGAUAAACACCUUCACCUCUGUAUCUACGACCGACGCUUCUCCCAGCUGGCAGAGCUGCCCCGCUCCGAUGCCCUGAAGGACAGCCCGGAGCUUGUCACCCAGAUGCUGAUGGCUUACCUGGCACGGCUCUCAGCCAUCGCGGGCAACAAGAUAAACUGCGGCCCUGCCCUCACAUGGAUGGAGAUUGAUAACAAGGGGAACCACCUGCUGGUCCACGAGGAGUCGUCCAUCAACGUUCCUGCUAUUGCUGCUGCCCAUGUUAUUAAGAGAUAUAUUGCUCAAGCAGCAGAUGAACUGUCCUUCGAGGUGGGAGACAUAGUGUCUGUUAUUGACAUGCCACCCAAGGAGCUGACCACCUGGUGGAGAGGCAAGCACGGAUUUCAGGUUGGAUUUUUCCCCAGUGAGUGUGUUGAACUAAUUAACGACAAAGUUCCUCAGUCCGUGACCAAUUCUGUGCCAAAACCAGUGUCAAAGAAACACGGCAAACUCAUCACCUUCCUCCGAACAUUCAUGAAGUCGCGCCCAACGAAACAGAAGCUGAAGCAGCGGGGGAUCCUGAAGGAAAGGGUGUUUGGCUGCGACCUGGGAGAGCAUCUCCUCAACUCGGGCCAUGAUGUCCCCCAGGUCCUCAAGAGCUGCACGGAGUUCAUCGAGAAGCACGGCAUCGUGGAUGGGAUCUACCGGCUGUCGGGGAUCGCCUCCAACAUCCAGAAGCUGCGCCACGAGUUUGACUCCGAGCAGAUUCCUGACUUGACAAAGGAUAUUUACAUCCAGGACAUUCACUGCGUGGGCUCCCUCUGCAAACUCUACUUCCGCGAGCUCCCGAACCCUCUGCUGACCUACCAGCUCUACGAGAAGUUCUCCGACGCUGUUUCUGCUGCUACGGAUGAGGAACGGCUGGUUAAAAUCCACGACGUGAUCCAGCAGCUGCCCCCCCCUCACUACAGGACCCUGGAGUUCCUAAUGAGACACUUAGCUCGUCUUGCUGAUUACUGCUCCAUCACAAACAUGCACACCAAGAACUUAGCAAUCGUCUGGGCUCCAAACCUCCUAAGGUCGAAGCAGAUUGAGUCCGCCUGCUUCAGCGGCACGGCCGCCUUCAUGGAGGUGCGCAUCCAGUCGGUGGUGGUGGAAUUCAUCUUGAACCACGUGGACGUGCUCUUCAGCUCCAAACUCAGCUCGGUCAUACGCGAUGGAGCAGGGCACAGCUCGUUAUCGCGGCCCAAGUCCCUGCUGGUGUCCUCCCCUUCCACGAAGCUGCUGACCCUGGAGGAGGCUCAGGCACGGACCCAAGCCCAGAUCAACUCCCCCAUCGUGGCAGACAGCAAGUACAUCGAAGUGGGGGAAGGCCCUGCAGCUUUACAGGGGAAAUUCCACACCGUCAUCGACUUCCCAGCCGAAAGGAAGAGGCCACCCAGCAAGAUGAAGAAAUCACCCGUGGGCAGUUGGCGUUCCUUCUUCAACCUGGGCAAAUCAUCCUCCGUGUCCAAGCGCAAACUGCAGCGCAACCCCAGCGAGCCCUCGGAGAUGAAAGCCAUAGCCCUGGCAGGUGGACGAGGAGACAGCGGGACCCUUCGCUCGGCUAAAAGCGAGGAAUCUCUUACUUCUCUGCACGCGGUGGAUGGUGAAUCCAAGCUGUUCCGACCCAGAAGACCCAGGUCCAGCAGCGAUGCCCUGUCUGCAUCCUUCAACGGAGAGCUCUUAGGAAACAUGAACCGCUGCAACUCCUACGACAACCUUCCCCACGACGACAGCGACGGGGACGAGGGGCUCAUCCACGUUCCUGCCCUCAUCUCUCCUCGAUCCGCCGAAGACGUCGACCUGAGCCCCCCCGACAUCGGCGUCGCCAGCCUGGACUUUGACCCCAUGUCUUUCCAGUGCAGCCCACCCCAGGCGGAGUCCGAGUGCUUGGAGAGCAGCACCUCCCUGCUGGAGUCCUCUGGUCUGAACCAGGAGAAGCCCAGCCUUCUAAAGAAGGAUUUGGAAUCAGGCAGCCAGUCCCAGACACCGGGCAGUGCCACGAGCUCUGAGCCGGUCUCCCCUUUCCAAGAGAAGAUGAGUCCCUUCUUUACGCUGGACCUGAGCCCCACGGAAGAGAAAGCCUGCAAACCCCUUGCCUUCUCCCCCAAACUGGGGCGAAAACCCAUCAAAUCUCCGCCGCUGACGACGUCGGAACCCCUCUCCUUCGCGCUGCCCAGCCGCGUCUCGGAAGCCGUGGGAGGAGCCUCCAUCACCUCCAGAAACUCCUCUGCAUCCAGCUGGAGCAAAGGGAUGGGCGUCACCGAUAUCACAAACAGGUCCCCAACCCAGAUGGCCUUGCCCCUGAAAAGCAGUGACACAGGAGCAGGGGAAGGAGCCCACCAAGAGCUACAGCAGGCCCAGCUAGUGGCCCCUGGCAAGCCAGAGUUGCCAGAAGAAGGGGAGAGACCAAUGUCAAGCAGUCAGAAUAAGACUGUACCCACUGGACACACACAGCCAGGAGCAGUUGCCCUCGACUCCCCCCAGGAUCCUGUUCCCGUCAGUUCUGUGUCUCUUAUCCCUCCUCCUCCUCCGAAAAACGCCGCGCGCAUGCUAGCCCUAGCGUUAGCCGAGUCCGCGCAGCAAGCCACCGCUCAGUCUCAGAAAAGGCCAGGAGAUGCUCACUCUGAAAGCACAAAUUACGGAGAGGCUGAAGCUGGCACAGCUCUAGAAAAGCUCCAUCUCUCCGCCGCUGCUCCUCCAGACAAACUCCACCUCUACACCAGUCUGCCCGACAACCGCCACCACUUCCAGACUGGUGCUGCACCACCACUAGAGCAGGAUUUCCAAGGUAGCGGCGCACCCGGGGAGCAGAACCACCCACCGGGUGCACCUGGAAACCGGGACCCCCCACCUCUCCACCCCGGCACCCCCGGGGACGUGCCUGGUGGCAGAGAUGCAGAGCAGGAGCAGCCCAGCUUCCAUCCGGGUAAAACCGGGGACAAAGAGCACUUUUCCUGCCACGCUGGGGACUGGGAGCACCCACCCCACCUCACUCCAGGGGCACUGCCCGAUUGGGAGCCUCCCCCACCAGACCUCUCUCUAGAUAAGCCCCACCAGCGCCCAUGUCUGUCUGGGGACAAGCACCACCUUCCCAUCACCGAUGACAAACCGCAGGUUCCUCCCGUCCCACCUCCCGGGGAGAAGAGCGCCCCGGCUCCCGUGCCGUAUCUCACCACCAUCCAGAGCACGGCCCCCGAGCCCAACCGGGGGUCAACGGGUCCCACCACCAUCCCGGGGGAUGGCACCCUUCCCAACGCCCCCCGCACGCUCCCAGUGGAUCACCAGUCAGCCGUGGGACAAGUACCAGCAGCCACCACCAAAGCUUCCAGUCAGGUAUGGGGUGCGCCUGAAAAGCCACCCGAGCCCACACCUGGUUUUGUCCCCGAGAGCACUUCAGCCGCCCGCUGCUCCUCCUCCGUGCCCACGGGCCACCAGAGCCAUUUGGAGAAGCCACGGGAGACCCCCAGGGCUCCCCCCCUGCACCUACGCUCCGAGUCCGUCCCCACUCACCCCUCCUACGGCUUCGCGCCCCCCGUCCCCCCCGUGAGGACGCUGGAGAGCAAAAUCGCCGCCGCCAUGCACUCCGGCAACGCCGAGGCCAUCAACAACUCCAACUACCACGCCUUCCUCUCCUCCUCCAUGCUGGCCUCCUCCGUGGAAGAAGCCCUGCUGCCCCCGCCGCCGCCACCCCCGCCGCCCAAGCACGCCUCCCUGCAGUCCGUCUACGUCCCGCAUCCCAAACCGGAGAGCAUCCCCGAGCCCUCGGGCCCCGAGGCCUACCUGCACCACAAGCCGGCCCCCGGCCACCACCAGUACAGACCCGAGAGCGUUCCUCCCCACGUCUCCUACCACAAGCAGCCCGAGCAGCACCCGGCCUACCCCCCUCGCUCCGAGACGCCCGCCGCCGCCCGCUACAACACCUACGCCACCCAAGGCAAGAGCGGGGCGGCCCCGCACUCCAAACCCCGCGGCCGGACCGAGUUCGUGUCCUCCGUCAGCCCCACGGGCCUGCGCGGCGCCGGCUACGCCGAGGAGGCCCCUCCUUACCCCACCAUCCGCAGGGUUCAGUCCCUCCACGUCCCUACCCCCGCCGCCUCCGCCAUCCGCUCCGUCCCCAUCUCCCGCACCGAGGUGCCCCCAGACGACGAGCCCGUCUUCUGCCCCAGGCCCCUCUACCAGUACAAGCCCUACCAGCCCCACUCCGACUACCACGUCACCCAGCUGCAGCCCUACUUCGAGAACGGACGGGUCCAUUACCGCUACAGUCCCUACUCCUCCUCCUCCUCCUCCUCUUCCUCCUACUACGCCGCGGCCGACGGGAGCUUUUACGACCUGGAUCCCUACAGCACGGUGCGGGUCCGGCCUUUCCACCCCCUGCCCAGCAGAGAGUUCCCCUCCUACACCUCCCGCCUGCAGAGCAAGGGGCUGUAUCGUUAUCCCAGCUUGUCCUCUUACCCCCGGGGUGGUUUGAUGGGUCACCUGGCCGGCAAAGAGCACAGUUUCAUCAGUCGGGACGUGCCUCCCGCCCCGGACAUCAAGCACAUGUACAUGUCCUGGGACCUGGAGGACAUGGAGAAGUACCGCAUGCAGUCCAUCCGCCGGGAGAGCCGCACGCGCCAGAAAGCCAAAGGGCCCCUCAUGUCCCAGUACGACAACGUGGCCCCGUUGCUGCAGGAGGAACUGGGAGGAGGGCUGGACGUCAUCCACUUGCGCAGCAAAUCCGAUCCGGGGAAAAGCGGCCUCCUGACGGUGGCGGAAAGCAAAGAGGGGGGGAGGUACCCAGCCAAAGCGGCUACACCCGAGGGGGACGACCGUUACUAUGGCCAGCACCCCGAGCCCGAGCUGGAGAGACCCCACUACCACGGGCCCUAUGGCAACGGGCAGCCCGAGAAGCCCUCCCUGCCCCAGAAGCAGAGCAGCAUCCGCAGCAGGAAGCUGCACGAGCCGGGCUGCGGCACCACCGAGCACAGGACGCACUUGCCGCAAGAAACCAGCCACAGGCAACCAUCCGAAGCCAAAAACGGGCCCCCUUACCCCGACUACAGACCCAAAGGUGGCCCCCCCGAGCCCUCCGAGCCCAUGGCUUACCAGCACCCGGGUGGGAAGUACAUCCCAACAAACCAGGAGAGCCUGAGGCUCAACCACAAGGAGGUGAGGUUGGCAGAGGAGAGGCCGGAUUUGGAGAGGUCUCGAGCCCGGCCGGUCCCCCCCAUGGAGAAACACUCCAGGGACUGCUACAAGGAAGAGGAGCACGUGGUCGUGGCCGCCGUGCCCCCCCCCAAACCCGAAAGGAGCCACAGCCUGAGAAUGCAGCCCCCCGAGCCCCUGGAGAGGGACUCUGCCCUCCUCUACCCCUACCAGACCCUGGGGAAACGCCAAAGCACGAUGACUGUGGUGUCCCAGUACGAUAAUUUGGAGGAUUACCAUACCAUGCCUCAGCACCAAAGAGGGGGCUACGUCACAGGAGGAGGAGGAGGUGGUGGUGGUGGGGGGGGGUUUGUGCCCCCCUCUUUCACCCACGUGCACAGUAGAACUUACGCCACGGCCCUGGGCCAGGGAGCCUUCCUCCCCACGGAGCUGUGUUUGCAGAGGCCCGAGACAGAGGUCCACGUCGAGUGAGCUGGUUUUGGGGGGGGGGGGAAAAAGGAGGGAUAGAGUCUAAGCAGCCUCUGCUGGACAGUGGACUGUUUUAUUUUUUCAGUGACGGAAAAAAAAAAAAAAGAAAAAACCCCACAAAAAAGCCACCCCCGACCCUGCCCCCGUGAGCAAAGCAAACCCACCUCCCCCCCACACCCCUCUCUGUUUUUAUGUAGUAGAGAUUUAGCUUUUUCAUGUAGUUUCGAGACAACUGGACCCACGGGGCAGGCUGUUGGCACAGGGAUGGUGCCAGAGAGGCCGGGCAGAGCCGACUGAGAUGCUGUUGGGAGCAGGGAGGGGAGGAAAAGAAGCUUUUUCCUUCCCCAGGUUUUUGUCAGGGGCAGUUCCCAUUGCUUCCCCACCACCAGGGUCCUGGGCACCAUGGACCAUGGCUGUUCCUCCUCCCCAGCAAGUCACCCCCCACCACCACGACCUGCCAGGAAAGGGUCUCCCUGCCAUCCCGUGGGUCUGCCCCCUCGGAGGUUACGCAGCAAGGGAAAGGGGGGAAAAGAUUUCCCAAGUAUUUUCUUCUUGAUAAAGGCCUCUCCCUGGAAAAUUGCUGCUCUUUUUGGCACACGAGAUCCACUUCAGCUGCUUGGAGGUGUGUGGGAGCCUCUUUUGACUCCGAGCCCCUGGAAUAGGCUCUGAAGCAAGUUGGAAAUACAAGGCACUUUCUCAAUUGCUCCCUUAACGAGCUGCCUCUGACUACAAGAAAUCUAAUUACCUUCAAUUUCUCUGUUGUAAGCAGAGGGCGGCUACGGAAGCCAAGUAGGGCAGGUUUGUGUUUCUCAUACCAAAAGGAAAAAAAAACAAAACAAAA